Messenger RNA from Solanum tuberosum (potato), 1361 nucleotides. RefSeq lists its product as uncharacterized. NCBI's taxonomy places the organism in Eukaryota, Viridiplantae, Streptophyta, Magnoliopsida, Solanales, Solanaceae. The transcript has a single exon. The coding region runs from base 567 to 1211 and encodes 214 amino acids. The record is from RefSeq and is a predicted model, not a curated record.
AAGGUUGCGAUUGGUCCAAAGGGCUGGUCAUAGAAGGAUUUCUCGGUUAUAAAAAAAAAAUGGUGGAGAGGAUGUGGAAAAUGUUUUGAGGGACAAUUGUGUCUUUAUUUAUGCUAAAGAGUGUAUUAGUUAUACAUACCUUAAUACCAAAUAGAGUGUAUAAUUAAUACUUGCAUUAGUUAUACAUAGGUUGAAAAAGUAUACCAAACAAGGUACUAGUAAUACACGAUGCUAAUGCAUGCAUUAUUUUUUCUAAUGCACUCUAUCAAACAACCUCUUAGUGAAUAUACUUUUAUUGAUAGAAUCUACAAUAGGGGACAAGAUAGAGAAAGCGAAGAGAAUUGGCUGGUGAGAUAAAAGUACCAAAUUUGUGUGAUAUUUCAGAAUUUCCAAGUAAAAGAGGAAAUAUGUAUCUAUUUCAAACAGUCAUAAAUGCAUGCAGAGAAUACAAGAGAGCAAAGGAGGGGGGUGGAUACUUAAAAUCUCAACAACUUUCCUAUUAUCAGUAUGUAUAAAUAAAUGUGAGUUUACGACAGGCCAUAGGAUAGAGAACAUUGUUUGUUCUGAUGUCGCAGUCGGUGGAAGAACAGCCAUCUUACGGUGUUUCUGGCCGCCGAUGCGCGGUAUGUUUCACCACUCGCCCCUUCAUCCUCCACCUUCUCCUCUACAGAGGUCUCCAACACCAUCUUUGCACCGCCUGCGUACUGGACUCCCACCCCGGUUCUUUCUGUCCCACCUGCUUCGAUGUCUUCCUCCACAACCCUCCUCCCCCUCACCUCCGUCUCCUAUGCAAAAAAUGCCCCUCUAUCUCACACCUCUCUUGUGUCCCUGAUGUUGCUUCCGCCUCCGAUGAUUACUUGUGCCCUCCUUGUUCUAACCCUAAUUUCACCUUCUUCUGUGUUACUCCCAAUCAUGCUAAUAAUGCCAUUGAAAUUAACCCCCAUUUGGCUAAACAGUUGGUUGCCGCUGCUACCAUUGCUUCUGAGUCGAUCCACAAUGCUGCCGUUAUGGCCAGGUAUAAUGCAGAGAUUAGGGUCAAGGAAGCUGUGGAAGCUAAGGCUGAAGCUGCUGAAGUUUUGAGAAGGUUCAAUAAUCUGUUGGACAACUAUGGUCAUCAGAUUGGUAACGAUACGGGGGAAAACAAGAUACAUGAAGCAAAAGGAUGCUCCUCUCAAUCUCCAGAUGCAGAUGAUGAUACCCUUGUUGAUUAGCUUAAUUAGUUACAAUUCUAAAUCAAUGUUAAGAGUUUUCUUGUUCUUUUUCUGUUAUGUGGCAGCUGGUAUCUUGCAACUUCACUCUAUUUUGAAUGCUUGGCUAUUCAAGGGCUGCUUUUGGCGAAUAGAGGAAUUGGAAUUAUUCAA